Molecule: messenger RNA, 3041 nt
Organism: Prunus avium (sweet cherry)
Lineage: Eukaryota; Viridiplantae; Streptophyta; Magnoliopsida; Rosales; Rosaceae
Product: Homeodomain-like superfamily protein
Biological process (GO): RNA polymerase III preinitiation complex assembly
Cellular component (GO): transcription factor TFIIIB complex
Molecular function (GO): TFIIIC-class transcription factor complex binding
Source: RefSeq, a predicted model, not a curated record
UAAAACUGAUUAAGAAAACUAAAAUUUAAAACCCACCCCACGCCACGCACGCCCUCAAUGCCACCGCUCCAACCUAUCAAUCCCCAACCCAACCCCAUUCCCCGGAAAAACCCUAAACCCGACGGAAUUCCCCUCCCCAACCCACAAAACCCACACUGAAAAGAAAGGAGCGCUUCUUCAGCCUUCGACGGUGCUCAAAUUUCUCUUACUUUUCUCUCUCUCUCUCUCUCUCUACAGUAACCGUAGAGAGCAAGCUCCAGUGGAAAGAGAAGCGAAGGGGUCGACGACGUUGAUGUGCCAACGCCGAAGCGGUUGAACUCGUCGGGUCGGAUUCGGAUCCGGUUUUGCAAACACUGCUUCAAGAGGCACUGAAGAACACGACGCUAUACAGCUUCAUAGACAGGGCUUCUGCCUAAUAUAUGUAGAAACGGUUGUUGAAGUUAAACUCAACAUGGAGGAUUUGGAUGAUAUUUUCCUUGACCCUUCUAAUGCCCCUGCUCGUCCUGGCGGCCGAUUUCGACCCAAGGCAAAGCCCCGGCCAAGCAAGGUAGCAUCUACAGCAGCUACUUCUGCUCUCCGUAAUGACAGAACGGAAAAACCUGCCACAUUAUCUCCCACUGUCUCAGAUACUGUUCCAUCUGUUAAAUCCAUUGAUGUUGGAGAUGUUAAAGUAACAGAUCCUGUAGGUUCGUCCUUAGCCACAUCAGAGAUUCUUGGGAACAUAGAGCCAGCAAAAAACAAUGAGAAUUUAUGUACAAAUGUUGCAUUGUCUGAUGGCAACAAGGACACGAAACCUUGCGAGUCAGCUGCAACAGCUGCUCCUCAACCGGAGGUUGCAGCUUCUGUUGGAACAGCAGCAGGGGAGAAUGCAGACAUAUUCUCUGGGUUGGAAUGUCUUGAUGGUUUUCUAAGUCAAACUACCGGGGGUACAGCAGAGAGUGCUGCCAGUAAGUCCCAUGUUUCUGCUGAGCCUUCAGCGUUCAUGGUUUGUGAUGUUGCAGAAGCUCAAACUUUUUCUGAUUGUUGUACAACCCAAGAUCCUGUGUCCUGCAGAGAAGUUUCUGUUUCUAACAAACCGGAUGAAGUGCAUUUAGAAACAAAGGUAGAUGGGGUUUUCUCAGAAUUUGAAGUUCUAGAUGUUGUGUCUGAUGCUACCAUUUCGUCUGGACAACGUGUUGGAAAAUUUCAACCCAAGCUCAAAGUGAAAAAAGGAAAGGAGCAUCUGCACAUCCCUCCUGCUGAAGUUGAGUGUAUGCUUUCACAAGCUGUGUUGGUGCCUUCUGAAACUGACUUGAAUGAGAGCUCACUUCCUGCCUUCCCACCUGGACAUGUUCUUGAUCACCCCUCUCCAAGGUUUGGUGAUUCUAGUACCCCACAUCCAACCUCUGAUCCUCAAGUGAAUACAGAAUACAUUGCAGAAACUACCCACUCGGAUGGUGCCAUUAUUGGGGAUGCUGUGCUUUCAGAAGAUGUUGGGGGAACACCUGGAAAAGAGGGUCAUAAGAGUAGAAAUAGAAAAGGUUCUACUGCAUCAAAUAGUUCUCAGAAGCGCAAAUCUUUUGCAGCCAGUGAGGAGGCUGAAGGUGGGACAUCAUCCAGGAAGUUGAGGAAGCGGUUACCUCGUCAAGACGUUGAAGAGCUAGUGCAUGAGGCUAAUGAAGACAGCUUCACUGCUGAACCUUCUAGUGGAUCUAACGUUAAUGAAGACGAGAAUAAUGAUAAUGAAUAUAGGGAGCAUAAGACAUUACAGAGGAAAAGAGCCCCAAGAAAGUCCAAGGAGCCUGAAUCUGGAAAAGAAGAACCAGUACAAAAGCGUAAAAGAGCCAAGGAAGCACCUGAUAAAUCAACGAAAGACCCUCCCAAAAGGUUUUCCCAUUCAACUCGUAGAACCAAAAGACAUGUGGACAAGUCUUUGCUUGAAAUCCCAGAGGAUGAAAUUGACCAUCAAAGGUUGUCUCUAAAGAAUCUCAUUCGUCUAGCAGAGCAUAGGGAGCUGUUAGCGAUUAAAGAGGCAAGAAAAAUGACAACUCCAGUCCCCGAUGAAAGUGCUAACAAUGAUUCUCACAAGGAAGCUUAUCAAGAUGAAGAGAAUGAAGAGGGGACCUUUCCUUCAGAACACGACGGAAACUCUGAAGAAAAUCAAGCAAGUUACCGGGUUAAUGCGAGUUCCUUUUUACUCAAUUACCAGUCGUACAUGGACAAAGCACCCACCGUAAGAUGGUCUAAACAAGACACAGAACUGUUCUAUGUGGCUAUUCAGCAGUGUGGAUCAGAUUUUACCAUGAUUCAAGAACUCUAUUUUCCUGGUCGAACACGUCAUCAAAUCAAGUUGAAAUUCAAGAAGGAAGAACGUCAAAAUCCAUUACGUAUCAAUGAAGCCGUAUUAAGUCGUUCGACUUGUUCCACAGAUCAUUCCCAAUUUACUUCAUAUAUUGAGAGGCUGCAACAAGUUGCUCAGGCAAACAAGGAGGAGGAAGCAGAACCAACUCAUGAUACUGAUGAGGGAGUGAAAAAAACAGAGUUGGAAGAACCUGAAGAUCAGGAAGCUGAUGUUGCUGAAGUUCAAGAAGAAGCUGUGGAUGCUGAAGUUGAUAAUCCAUUGAAGUCUGAUGAAAUUGAUGACGAAGAAUUUACGUGGUCGGAAUGACAAGUCACGAGUUUUUUUCCCCCUAAUAUAUUUUUUUCAGCCAUGACUGACUUUCAACGAGAAGAUAUCGUUCUGACAAAUUGAAGGAGAUUCAAAUCUUGUUAUUGAGAGUGUUACACAAGGAAAACUAACACAUGGAAAUCAUUCUCAUUUUGACUAUGGAGAAUGUGGAGAUAAAAACACAUACAGUAUAUUGAGUAGCCAACACAGUUGCAGAUGAACUGUAAGCACGGGACGGGACAAUCGAUACCUCAGCCCCAAAUCUGGGCACAAAACUAUACCAUGCCCUGUUGCAAAUGAUAUUUUGAUCUUAUCAGCUUUUAGGCCCCUGCGAUUGUAAUAUUAAAAAAAAUUUAAUAAUGAAUGCUCUCAUAUCUAAUUUUUUUUUUGUAAA